Penicillium psychrosexuale is the source of this 405-nucleotide messenger RNA. RefSeq lists its product as uncharacterized. Lineage: Eukaryota; Fungi; Ascomycota; Eurotiomycetes; Eurotiales; Aspergillaceae. The coding region runs from base 1 to 405 and encodes 134 amino acids. The record is from RefSeq and is a predicted model, not a curated record. The transcript has 2 exons.
AUGAUCGUUGAAGCAGUCGAUAAUGAGACGGAUACGACACCAUCACGCAAACGCAAAAGAACUGAAAUGAAGGAGUCGUCUGCUUUGGACAACGCUUUUGAGGAGCUCCGAAAGGCGGUUAGCCAUAAAAAGCAACGGCUACAAGAGAAAAAUCGCAUGCUUCAAGAUGAACUUCGCAAGGAGAGGGAGAGGCACCAAAAGACGCAAGAGGAACUUUCCCAGCAAAGAGAAAGGCGUGUUUUAGAGUGCGGGAUCUGCUACAUGCAGCCAGAUCGCUGGGUGACGAUUCUAUGUGGGCACAUGGUCUGCGAGUUAUGUGCGGGAAAUUUUGAGACACUAAAGAAGUGUCCUAUCUGUCGAGCAGCGGUCACGGGAUAUGUCGGAUGCUACCCUUUUGCAGGAUAA